AUGCAGGGGUUGGUGAGCGACAAGACGUUCCACUUGAAGUGGAACAACCACCUGCAGAACUUGAGCCAGCUGUUCACGACCAUCUACUCGUCGUCGGCGCUGGCCGACGUGACGCUCUCCUGCCGGGACGGCACCCUCAAAGCUCACAAGCUCGUGCUCUCAGCAUGCAGCCCUUACUUCGAACAAAUAUUCAGGGACAAUCCCUGUCAACACCCCAUCGUCAUCUUGAAGGGGAUCCCAUUCUCGGAGAUCAAUCUUCUGGUGGAGUUCAUGUACAAGGGGUCCGUAGACGUGCAGGAGUUGGAUCUCCAGUCUUUGAUGCACACAGCGUCCGAGCUGGAGAUCCGAGGACUAGCGUAUGAGGCUCGAGAUAACGCUGCCCAGAUGUUGAAUGUCAACUUGGAGUACCCGACAUACCCACAGACUCAAACCUCAGUGACGGCUACUCCUCAGACAUACCCCCAGUCAAGAACAGAUGUGGAGAGGCUGAAACAGAUCCACAUGUACCAACAAUCCAUGAUGCGCGCUGAAGAGAUCCGGCGCCGGCGCCGCGAAGACAACCCUGGUACCCACACCGCCGUCAACAAUAUCCUGGCUGCUGCUGCUAGGGAGAUGGAGGAGGCCAGGCAUGCAGCUAGAGCUGGGGAGAGAGUGGUGGCUAGCAUCCAGACUGAACAGGAGCAAGCUUUGCUUGAGAUGGAGGAGAAAUCAAUUGCAUCAGAUGCCCUGGCAGUCUCUCCAUUCUGGAUUGAGAGAGCGAACAGAGCUGGAAGAUUGACGGCGUAG
Messenger RNA from Ostrinia nubilalis (European corn borer), 786 nucleotides. RefSeq names its product protein bric-a-brac 2-like. The transcript is spliced from 4 exons. Gene Ontology annotation, biological process: regulation of transcription by RNA polymerase II. The record is from RefSeq and is a predicted model, not a curated record. Gene Ontology annotation, cellular component: nucleus. Bases 1 to 786 code for a protein of 261 amino acids. Gene Ontology annotation, molecular function: protein binding. Lineage: Eukaryota; Metazoa; Arthropoda; Insecta; Lepidoptera; Crambidae.